AUGGAACCCAGGGACCGGCAGCUCAUGGUGGCGCUUCGGAUCCGUCCGCUCAGUGACACAGAAGUGGAGGAGGGAGCCACCGCCAUGGCCCACAAAGCGGGUGACCAGCGUGACCGGGACGCCAGGCUGCAGAAGGCCGAGAGGCGAACGGACACGCGGAUCGAUUGUGAAAGGGUCCCCUCCCCACCCCACCCCCCGCAGGGCUCGCCAGCGGCCUUCUCUCGAAAUCCCCGCAUGCGAGCCGGCUCUCUGUGGCCCCCAGCUGCGACGGCCGCCCAGGACACAGAGGACGCCAGCCGCCUGCAGAGGAACAGGAUCCGGGCCCAGCCGGUCGGGGCCGUUCGGGAGCAGCUGGAGGUGCAGCGCCGUCAGGCAGAGCUGGCGAACGCUGACCUCGAGCUGCACGCUGGCCUGUCCCGCCCCCUGCUGGCCGUCGCGGACUGGGAGCCAGAGAAGACCCACCACCAUGCCCGGGAGGCAGAGGCGGCCGCCGCAGAGGACGCGGACCGGGAUGAGGGCGGGCCCGCAGAGCCACACGAGGUGGCCCUGGCCAGAGAGGAGGUCAGCACGCUGCUGGCCGAGCAGCAGAGGACCGCGGCCCUCAAGGCUGCGCUGGGGCAGCGCCUGGCCAGCGCCCAGAGCGAGGCCGCGCCCCCGGAGCAGCUGCUGCGGGCGGGCUGGAGCGAGGACCAGCGGGAGGCGCUGAGGCUGCCGCGCCGCGCCCACGCGCUGGAGGCGGAGAACAUGGGGCUGCAGGCCAGCCUCCGGCGCAGGGAGAGCCUGCUGGGCCAGACGGACCUGGUCCUCCGGCGCUGCCACCAGCACCUGCGGCUGUGCCAGCGCAUCAUCCAGGACCAGCGGCGCCUCCUUCAGGACGGCGGCCUCCCAGUGCCAGCAGCGCUGGCCGAGCGCUACAGCCUGUACUCCCAGGAGCGGGGCGAGGGCUCGCUGGACCGCCUGCUGCGGCUGCACUCAGUGAUGGUCAGCGCCCUGUGGGAUGGUCCUGUUGUGAACACAUCGCCGCCGCCAGAGGAGGCCAGCCGAGAUGAGCUGGACGGCGGGAAGGAUCCCCUGUGCAGUGCCCAGUUUCAGCUGCCGCCGAUGCUGCUGGAGACAGACAGCAAUGGCUACAAGUCACCAAAAGCCACACCCUCGAAAAAGCCGGGCAGGCAGGGUGUCCUCGUUCCGCCGCCGGCCUCCCGCAUCCUGCUCCUGCCGCCAGCUCGCGAGAAGUCCGGCUCCCUGAGUGCGGGGAGCCGGGUCUCCAAGCUGCGCUUGCCAGCCAGCCCGGAGCGGGGCCCCCCAACAGCAGCGGCGGCCGCCCUCGCGGAGAUGGCCGCGGGCACCAAGAGCAUCGCUCUCAUCGUGGCCACCUGGCGCUCCAGGGUGCAGGCCCACGGCGGGGGCAGUGGCCGCUCCUCCCUCCGCCUGCCGGAGGAGGGGGCCCCGGACUCCAGGGACCUGAGCCCAGAGGACAGGAGGUGGCCCCGUGCCAGCCUGGGCGGGGGCGGCUCCGCGGAGAGGAAGGCCAGCAAGAAGCGGUCCCCCUCCUCACCUAGGGCGCGGAGGCCUUCCGACAGCGGAGGCCGACGCCACAGCCCGCGGUGCCCCAGCAGCCCUCGCAAGCAGCAGGGCGGCAGCGCCCAGGGGCGGAGGAGACCGGAGUGA
Messenger RNA from Pteronotus mesoamericanus, 1668 nucleotides. RefSeq names its product kinesin-like protein KIF19. The record is from RefSeq and is a predicted model, not a curated record. Lineage: Eukaryota; Metazoa; Chordata; Mammalia; Chiroptera; Mormoopidae.